AAUCAGAGGCCAAGUUUAUCAUAAAAUAGGCUCAUUGCUGCCAAUGCCAAACGAACCACAUAAAUUUUUACAAAUCUACUUUAUGGGCGGCGAGGACUCCGGAAGCGCACUAGCCAAUCGGGUGGAUGCACGUUGUGGCUACAAUAACCUUGAUUCAUUCUUUGCUAGACGCAUCGUCAGCGAGCUGGAUGCUCUAUUGAAUGAGCAUAAUGAAUUGUUGAAAAUAUUCAAAUCCCACAUGCACAAAUUAGAAAGCGAUAAUCACGCUAUUGUUAUUAAUCCUGAUAAAACACCAGCUGGAGAACACAUUCGUAGAUUCAAUGCACCUGUUGCUGACGACGUUGCUGGAAUCAUGGUUGGCGAUCGUACAGGUGCACGAGAAAUUGUGAUUCGUAGGAGAAAUAAUAAUCUUCAGUUCAUUGCUGAUACACACCGUUCAUAUGACGCUCUCCAAUAUCCGCUAAUCUUCUGAAAGGGACAAGACGGAUAUAGCAUAAAUAUUAAACAACGAGAUCCCGUAUCAGGAGCCGAAACAAACAAGAACAUUAGCUCGAAGGAUUAUUAUGCGUAUAGAUUGAUGAUUAGACGCGGGCUGGAUAACGUCAUUCUACGAUUUCGAGAGCUUUGUCAACAAUUCAUGGUCGACAUGUGCGCGAAGAUAGAAGGCAAACGACUACGAUACUUACGAUAUAAUCAACUCAAGCUACGUGUGGAAGAGUACAUUCACUUGCGAGACGCUAUUGUCAACAACGCCGACGCCGCCGAAAUUGGUAACUCUGUCAUUCUACCAUCAUCGUACGUAGGCAGUCCACGUCAUAUGCGAGAGUAUAUACAGGAUGCUCUGACUUUCGUGCGCAAAUAUGGGCGACCGUGUUCAUUUAUCACGUUCACAUGUAAUCCAAAAUGGCCAGAGAUUACAUCUUUGCUGUUGCCUGGCCAAAAUGCAAUACAUCGUCAUGACAUUACAGCACGUGUGUUUAGACAAAAGCUGAAGUCACUAAUAAAUUUUAUUACUAAAUCACAUGUAUUCGGUCCCACACGUUGCUGGAUGUGUUCGGUUGAGUGGCAAAAGCGAGGAUUACCUCAUGCCCACAUUUUGGUUUGGUUAAUCGACAAAAUCCGUCCUGAAGAAAUAGAUAAUAUAAUUUCUGCAGAAAUUCCCGAUCCGUCUAGUGAUCAAUUGCUGUUUGAUAUUGUUACAGCAAACAUGAUUCAUGGCCCAUGCGGUACUUUUAAUCGUUCAUCGCCUUGCAUGUCAGAUGAAAAAUGUACAAAAAAUUUCCCUGAAGAUUUCACUAACGAUACAAUCACAAAUGUCGACGGAUAUCCAAUAUGUCGUCGAAGAAAUUCAGAUAAUGGCGGACAAUUAUUUAUUGAAAACAUCAGCAACACAGACAUUGAUAUUGACAAUCGUUGGGUCGUGCCAUAUUCGCCCCUGCUGAGCAAAACAUACAAUGUUCAUAUUAAUGUUGAGUUCUGCAGUGACAUGGCGGUGACAUGGCGGUGUCUAGAGUGGAAAAUACCAAUGUGAAUGCUCCUCCAGUAAAUAGAAACGAUGAAAUAACGCUCUACCAAAUAGGUCGGUACAUCAGCUCCAAUGAAGCUGUUUGGCGUAUCUUUUGGUUUUCCAAUUCAUGAACGGGAUCCAGCAGUUGUUCAGUUAGCCGUUCAUCUUGAAAAUGGUCAGCGUGCAUAUUUCACGAACGAGACAGCGAUUGAUGGUGCUAUAAAUCCACCAAAAUAUACACUCACUGAAUUUUUUGAAUUGUGUAAUCGUGCGGAUGAUUUUGUUGCCUUUGCACGUACUUUACUCUAUUCACAAGUACCACGCUAUUUCACAUGGGCUCAAACAAAACAAUGGAUACCCCGCAAGCAAGGCUCACCAGUUGAUGCAUGCCCCAAUUUAUUCAAAUCAAACGCCUUGGGGCGAGUAUUUACAGUGAAUCCAAGACAGACUGAGUGCUUUUAUCUUCGACUAUUGUUGGUUAAUGUUACUGGCCCAUUGUCAUUUCAAGAUAUACGUAAAGUGAAUGGGCAACAGUAUACAACGUAUAAAGAUGCAUGCCUUGCAAUCGGCUUGCUAGAAGAUGACAAUCAGUGGGAAUGUAUGCGUGCUGAAGCAGCAUUGAACUGUACAGCAAUACAAAUUCGUCUACUAUUCGCUAUAGUGUUGACUACAUGUUUUCCAGCCCGAGCAGAGAUAUUGUGGAAUAAUCACAAAGAU
Messenger RNA from Cotesia glomerata, 2224 nucleotides. RefSeq lists its product as uncharacterized. The transcript is spliced from 2 exons. Lineage: Eukaryota; Metazoa; Arthropoda; Insecta; Hymenoptera; Braconidae. The coding region runs from base 578 to 1531 and encodes 317 amino acids. The record is from RefSeq and is a predicted model, not a curated record.